Molecule: messenger RNA, 2966 nt
Organism: Folsomia candida
Lineage: Eukaryota; Metazoa; Arthropoda; Collembola; Entomobryomorpha; Isotomidae
Product: paired box protein Pax-7
Exons: 5
Coding region: 982-2589 (535 amino acids)
Biological process (GO): regulation of transcription by RNA polymerase II
Molecular function (GO): RNA polymerase II transcription regulatory region sequence-specific DNA binding; DNA-binding transcription factor activity, RNA polymerase II-specific
Source: RefSeq, a predicted model, not a curated record
CCAUCACGACUGGUCCUAUCUCUCUCUAUUGACAACUCCGGGGGGCCGAAUCCAACCAAAUCCAAUCCAGAGAAAACUCUGCUUCCCUUCAGGGGUUCCCUGAUUAACCAUAACGAGCUAACUACCCUCACUAAUUAUUAUCUUCUCCUUCAUCAUCCAAAAAACAGUUGCGCUCGUUUCUCCUUAUUCUUCAUUGCUGACCCGGACACCACGUAGACCAGAUCGCUUUUCGACAGUUCCUCAGUGACGUGAAAUUAGUAUUAUCUCAUUUUUUGCUGUACACCACACAUCAAACAUACUACACUAUGUCCCUUUCGUUGGCAUUCCAAUCCGGUCUGUGACAACUUGCCCCAUACCAAAUAUUCCCGAGCUGUUGGAGACAUGGGAUUGCAGUGUGAUUGAUCCACGUAUAAAUUGAUGUAGUUAAUUACACAAAGUACUUUAGUUCCAAUAAAACAUAAACUGUUUUGUUCAACCAGCCAACCAACUGAACCAACCAACCAACCAGCGACAAGAUAGUUUGUCACGAAAUAACGCAAUCUAAUAAAAAUAAUAUUGAUCAAUUGUGUCAUUAUUAUCUAGCUGGCAUGCUAUGUACUUAUGUAUGUACGUUGGUAGAGGUGCCCUCAGGUAUUGACUGGAAUUCUAGGAGCCAAAAACAAACGCGAGUGCAAAUCAAAUAUUAAUGCGGUAGCAUUGGACACAUUUUACGUAUUAUAAGGAUCCAGAGCUGCCAGAGAGUGGGCAAUGGUGAUUCCAGGAAGGAAGAAUAAGGACGCAAAGAUUAUCACUUUCAUCGCCUGCUAAACAUUAUCAUCCUCUCAACAUCACCUGCGACAAAACAAAGUGUACACAAACUAAAAAACCCCAUCUCAAUAGCAGUUAAACAAGAUACUGCAGCCGCACCAGUGGUGGAGACAAACAUUUCCCGUCCAUCCAUCAGCAUCGGAAUCUUCAGCAGUUAUCAAUUUAAAAAUCAACAUGAUGAAUAAGCCAUUGAUUGAACCCCUCCUGGUUGCAAAAGUUCAUCCAACUGAUUCAACAACAAACAUCAUUCCCAUUCUAAACUCCACACCGAUGACACCUUCAUCAUCACCUCCACAGCCACUCGUCAUUUCUGCAACAGCCAAGUACAGUAGUAAUAAAGGUGGAGGAUCCACAUCCGUGUACUCCAGCAUUGAAAAACUGCUCGGUUCCUCCAAGGAUUUCGCAGACUGCAACCACAACCAGGAAAAGGACGCCGAAUCCAAUAGUAAAGGUCCAAUUGGUCAUCGCCGUUCACCUCUAAUCAAGAUGAAAAGUACAAUCGCACGUAAUCAUCCAAACAACCACAACGAUUCCAGUCGGACCAGCAAUUCAUCUCAUAUAAUUCAACAGUCACUUGAAUAUGGAGGACAAGUCCCCUCAAGCAGUUCUACGAGCAGUGAGGAUGAGAUUCCGGAUCACACUUCACCCGAGACGGAGGGAGAGGAGGAGGAACAAGAGGAGGAAGAAAAUACAUUACACCAUCACAAAAAUCAGUCCUCUCCUGGUCCAAGAACACUGUCAUCAUCAUGCCACAGAAGACGAGGAGGUAGUCAGAGUCAGUCCGAAGAUGAGAAAAGCGGGGAUGAAUUGGAUGCGGAAGUCAGCAAGUCUCUUAUUUCCGUGGACAACUUUGCAAGCAGCAGUCAUAAUGGGUUCUCGACUGAAGGUGGAGAUAUGGGUCAGGAUCACCAUCAUAAUCAUUCAUUAUCUGAUGUACCUCCCUCCAGAAAACUGAGACGGAGUCGAACUACUUUCACCACUUACCAACUCCAUCAACUCGAGAAUGAAUUCUCGAAAACUCAGUAUCCGGAUGUGUUUACAAGGGAGGAGUUGGCCAUGAGACUGGACCUCAGUGAAGCCAGAGUACAGGUGUGGUUUCAAAAUCGUCGUGCAAAAUGGAGGAAACGCGAAAAGGGAAUGGACCCUUCUUCUGGAGGCCACUCUCGAUCUUUGGACAAUUCGCCCCACAGUCACGUCAACAAUGGUUCCUCCAACCAUGUCAGCACAGGGAUGAGUGGUAGGCUUCCCUAUUCCCUGAGCAACCCCCCGGACCUCCACCUCCAAGGCCAUCAUCCCACAUUUCCCAGUCACUUGGGUCUCAACGAAUUCCUUUGGAGUGCAGGACUCCAUGGGGCUGGUCUGUUUCCACCCUCACUUCUCUCCGCCUUUCCCGGACUCGCGGCUCAAGCGUGGACCCCAAAAACGCCUCAUCCCCCGUCCUCGCUUUUUGCACAGUACAUGAUGGGCAGCAGUCCGCCGUCAGUCAUGUACCCCUUUGACCUGUCCAGAGCCAAGGGGCAACUUGACCAGGGUUUAAAUCUUAGCCCCCACUCCCGAGGAGGUUCCGAGUCUAGCAACUCUCCCACAAGUGGAAGGCGCAGCAGUGGACACAUUAGUCCGGCAGAAGAAGUCAUCAAUUUGGUCAAGAAGCCAAAAAGAGACGCCGUGGAUGAUGAGUUUGAUGACAAAAUUAACAAACAACAUAGUAUCGACUUUCUCCGAGAGCAGGCAAAACAGUCCAUGAUUAUUCAAAGGGGAUCACCAACUACUUCGGAGUCUUAAUUUUCAUGUAUUCCUUGCAUUUAUGACUUCAUAAAUACCUAAAUGUGGAAUACAUUACAUUUAACGUCGACAUGACUUGGCUUGAAUGCUUUGUUUGGGGUGUGAGCUUAGAAACACAUGAAAACAAGGUGUUACUGUUUAGCCAAAUAUAAUAUGCACUUUUUUGCAUGUCGACUUUUUUCUGACCUGCGCAUAUUAUAUUUGGCAAACUAUAGUAAAAUUUAGUUAUCCAUGCAUAACGUACUUACCUUCGUUUCUUGCACAAUUAGUGAGUAAUGAGAGUAUGUAGUGAAACAGUUUGUAGUGCAAUAUUCUGUGUUUAGUAGCCCCUAGUAUUGAUAUGUAUAUGUACCAACCUCCCCAGCAAAAAUCAUUAU